AAUUUUGCAAAAUCAUUUUAAAUUAUUCUUUUAUAUAUAAUGAGCACACUACAUGAAUAUUUCCUGAAAAUCUAUACUAUUUUUAAUAGAAAUCAAAUUUAAAGUUUGAAUUUUUAGAACCGCGCCAAAAACGCUAUUCCUGUGAUGGCGCCGGCAGAUGACGUCUGUGACGUCACACGCCAGUAAACACGAUCACGACCUGUCAGCCGAAGUUAAUUUCAUUAUUGUGCUUGAUUUUGCUAUAAAAUCAUAGAUAAAAUGGUCUAUAAAUGGUGUGUAGUGCCAAAAUGUACGAGUACGUCUAUAAAUAGUCCACAAACAUUGUUUGUUUCUGUUCCAACCGAUUGUAAAAGACGAAAAAAGUGGUUACUAUUAGCUCGGAGAGACCCAAAGGGCAUUUCAUCGACUUCAAAUGUAUUUAUGUGUAAAGAUCACUUCGAUAUGGAAAAAGACACCAUUAACUACAUGCAGUACAAAAUGGGUUUCAGCAAGAAGAUACUUUUGACAGAAGAUGCUGUGCCAACAAAAUUUCAUUGUCAAGAAGAUCGUAAAAGACCACUGUCUGAUGCUGGACUUUCUCGAGGAGCAUAUGUCAAGAGGAAAAGAAUGGAUUUGGUCAACACAUGUUUGCAAAGUCAAAAUGCUACUGAAGCCCAAGCUGAAAGCUUACAAAAAGAUGAGAGUUUGAUACAAGACAUUAUUGAACCUCAAGGUUUAUCAAGAAUCAAGUCAGAGAAACUAUUACCAACUCUAUCAUAACUGCAGAAAAAUCUGUGCAAGUAACAAUAAAAGAGAAUGUGCAUCAUAGGAGCAAAUCUGUGCAAACAAGAUGCCAGACUACAAGUAUUUCUACCUCACCAAUGAAAGUUUCUACAACAUCUCGUUCCACUUCGCCCUUUAAGAUUAAACCAUGCAGUCUUCGACCAUCACAGUCUGAAAUUGUCAAAGCAGUCAAGAGAAAUGUUUUUCUUGAAGAUGAAAAGUCAGAUAGUGAUAUUUCCUGUAUUGAAAGUGGUCGUCAUUUAUCACCUUUUGUAACUAAAUCAGCAUCAUCAUCAUCAGGGCUUACCGACUCUGAUAGUAAUGUUACAGAUGCCAAUGAGAAUAUUGAAAAAUUAGAGUGCCUCAAAAUUACUGUGCGUUCAAUCUCUAAAACACCAAUGAUGUAUGUUGGUAUUCCAAAAGAAUGUUAUUUCUUAAUCAAAUUGUUACAUAAACACACAAGCAUAAAAGUAGAACACAUUUUGCUAUGCUUGAAAAAGAUUAGAAUGAACAGUACAUUUUCUGAACUGGAGGAUAAUUUUGGAAUAUCAUUAUCUUAUGCUAGUAAAUUGUUUCU
Acanthoscelides obtectus is the source of this 1339-nucleotide messenger RNA. The record is from the annotation of a GenBank genome assembly. NCBI's taxonomy places the organism in Eukaryota, Metazoa, Arthropoda, Insecta, Coleoptera, Chrysomelidae.